Sus scrofa (pig) is the source of this 2062-nucleotide messenger RNA. It is a transcript of the gene CYP39A1, whose product is annotated as cytochrome P450 family 39 subfamily A member 1. Lineage: Eukaryota; Metazoa; Chordata; Mammalia; Artiodactyla; Suidae. Gene Ontology annotation, biological process: bile acid biosynthetic process; cholesterol homeostasis. Gene Ontology annotation, molecular function: iron ion binding; oxysterol 7-alpha-hydroxylase activity; heme binding. The record is from RefSeq and is marked validated.
UGGCGGAAAGUUUAGGAGGACCGCUGGAUGCCCUGUUCCAGACAAAAGGAACAAGUACCAAGGCAGCAGGUCUUUUCGCUUCUCUGAUUCAGGGACAUGCUGGACAAAAACCAUGGAAUUCAUUUCCCCAGCAGUGAUUAUAAUACUAGGUUGUGUUACUCUUUUGCUAUUCCUUCAGUGGAAGAACUUGCGUGGACCCCCGUGCAUAGGGGGCUGGAUUCCUUGGAUUGGAGCUGGAUUUGAAUUUGGAAAAGCCCCUCUAGAAUUUAUAGAGAAAGCAAGAAUCAAGUAUGGACCAAUAUUUACAGUCUUGGCUAUGGGUACCCGGAUGACUUUUGUUACCGAAGAAGAGGGAAUGAAUGUGUUUCUAAAAUCCAAAGAAGUAAAUUUCGAACUAGCCGUGCAAAAUCCCGUCUAUCGUACAGCAUCAAUUCCAAAGAACAUCUUUUUAAAACUGCAUGAGAAACUUUAUGUCAUGAUGAAAGGGAAAAUGGGGACUUUCAACCUGUAUCAAUUCACUGGACAAUUGACUGAAGAACUGCACAAACAGCUGGAGAAUUUAGGCACUCAUGGAACCAUGGACCUGAAUAACCUAGUAAGGCAUCUCCUUUACCCGGUCACAGUGAACGUGCUCUUUAAAAAAGGUUUGUUUCCCACAAACGAGAGGAAAAUCCGGGAGUUCCAUCAGCACUUUCAAGCUUAUGAUGAAGGUUUUGAGUAUGGGUCCCAGCUGCCAGAACGUCUCCUAAGAAACUGGUCAAAAUCCAAAAACUGGCUUCUAGCGCUUUUUGAGAAAAACAUUCCAGAUAUAAAAACAUACAAAUCUGCAAAAGAUCAUUCCCAGACAAUAAUGCAGGAUAUUCUGGACCUCCUAGAGAUGGAAACAAAUGAACAAAUGAGCCCCAAUUACGGGCUCUUACUACUUUGGGCUUCUCUGUCCAACGCUGUCCCUGUUACAUUUUGGACACUUGCAUUUAUCCUCUCUCAUCCCAAUAUCCACAGGACCAUUUUGGAAGGCAUAUCAUCUGUGUUUGGCACAACAGGUAAAGAUAAGAUUGAAGUGUCUGAGGAUAACUUGAAGAAACUCCCUCUAAUUCAGUGGUGUAUUUUGGAAACCAUUCGUUUACGGGCCCCUGGUGUCAUUACUAGAAAAGUGCUGAAGCCAGUUAAAAUUUUGAAUUACACCGUUCCUUCUGGCGACUUGUUGAUGUUGUCUCCGUUUUGGCUACAUAGAAAUCCAAAGUAUUUUCCUGAACCUGACCUGUUCAAGCCUGAACGUUGGAAAAAGGCAAAUUUAGAGAAGCAUGCUUUCUUGGACUGGUUCAUGGCAUUUGGGACCGGGAAGUACCAGUGUCCUGGAAGGUGGCUUGCUCUGUUGGAGAUUCAAAUGUGUGUUAUUUUAAUAUUUUAUUAUUAUGACUGUACUCUUCUAGACCCCUUGCCAAAACAGAGUUCUCUCCAUUUGGUGGGUGUCCAGCAGCCGGAAGGACAAUGCCGAGUUGAAUUUAAACAGAGGAAAUGACCUCUGCGGGCCCCCAGGAGGGCCAGGGCCUUCUGGAGGAGUGACUGCCCCACAUCCGCUGGCAGCGCCUGGACCUGAGUUCGACUGAAAGACGUCCCUUCAUUUUGUUUUGGGAUUUAGUUCAAGACAGCGCCCAGAUGGGAUGUGCGUGUGUUUAAGAUGACAUCGCUGUCACUGAUAGGAAGACCCCCCAAUAUAGGGCUUAUAGAAAAAUGUUUAAAUGGUCAAAAAAGGGGCAUUUCUUCAAAAGUUGGAGUUUGGUUUCAUGCAUACCUGUAUCAAAACUACAUAGAAACAAUGUCAUUUGAAUGAAAAUUUUGGUACGUUAAAUUCAUUGUGAAAGCAACAUAUUUAAACUUCAAAUUUGAAAAAGGCUAAAAGUCUUAGACUCUACCAAGUACGAAAUAAUGAUCUCUGGAAAUUGCUAUUUUUCUUAACCAGCAAUUGGAAUUCUUUUUUGGUCUUUUUUUUUUUUUUUAAUUUAUUAGGGCAUAGUUGAUUUACAAUGUUGUGCCAAUUUCUGCUACACAGCCAAGUGAC